Messenger RNA from Pantherophis guttatus, 4847 nucleotides. RefSeq names its product WD repeat and HMG-box DNA binding protein 1 (gene WDHD1). The record is from RefSeq and is a predicted model, not a curated record. Lineage: Eukaryota; Metazoa; Chordata; Lepidosauria; Squamata; Colubridae. Gene Ontology annotation, molecular function: DNA binding; protein binding; chromatin binding. Gene Ontology annotation, biological process: DNA-templated DNA replication; mitotic cell cycle; DNA repair. Gene Ontology annotation, cellular component: nuclear replication fork.
GCUAUUCCCACGCACGUCCUCAGGACCCGGAGGGGGAAGGUCCUGCCGCCGUUUCUUGGGCGACCUCAACGGGGAAGGGAAUAAGGCGUGUUAUAUUAGCUGAGCCAUUGGCAGCCUUUCCCUCUCUUGGUGUAUUGGACGACAUGUCCCAUCAUCCUAAUCCAGCGUGGCUUGAGGGAGGUCAUGCAGCGCACUUGGGAGGGCACCUGGUUGAGAGAGUUUGAAAUAAAAUAUAACCUUUAAGGUUGCUGUCCCUGAUCCUGAUAUUGCAGCCCUAAGGAUCGUAUAAUUGAUAAAAUUCUGGAUUGCGUGAUCAGCAUCAGUUAAAAAAAAAGGGAUCCUAUGUAUGUUUCUUCACGAGGAGAGGCCGUAUUUUGCAGUUGUUGUAUUUCAACAUUUGCAUUCUAUUUCUGCUAGACUCAAGGUUUUUAAUUGAAGGAUGUAAAAAUGCUGCUUUUGUCAUGGAUUAAGGCUGAAGCCUUUUAUAAUUAAAUAGGCAAAGAAAAUGCCCUCACAAAAACCAAUGAGAUAUGGACAUACAGAAGGCCAGACAGAUGUCUGUUUCAAUGAUACUGGAAGUUGUAUUGUAACUUGUGGCAGUGAUGGAGAUGUAAGAAUUUGGGAAAGCCUGGAUGAUGAUGAUCCAAAGUCCAUUAAUGUAGGCGAAAAAGCCUACUCGUUUGCUCUCAAGAAUGGGAGAUUGAUUACUGCAGUAUCUAACAACACUGUCCAAAUCCAUACAUUCCCAGAAGGUCUUCCAGAUGGUAUCUUGACCCGUUUUACCACAAAUGCAAACCAUGUUGUUUUUAGUGCUGAUGGGAGCAAAGUAGCUGUUGGAUCUAGUGAUUUUCUGGUGAAAAUAGUGGAUGUAACUGACAGCAGUCAACAAAAGACAUUUCGAGGACAUGAUGCACCUGUUUUGAGUGUGUCAUUGGAUCCAGCUGAUAUCUUUCUGGCAUCGGCUAGCUGUGAUGGAUCUAUCAGAGUGUGGAAAAUUUCAGAACAGAAUUGUGAGAUAAGCUGGCCGCUGCUGCAAAAAUGUAAUGAUGUGAUAAAUGCAAAAUCCCUAUGUAGACUGGCUUGGCAACCGAAAAUAGGAAAGCUACUAGCCAUUCCAGUAGAAAAAACAAUCAAACUAUAUAGAAGAGAAACAUGGGAUCAUGAACUGGAUCUAUCAGAUAAUUUUAUCACACAGCCCCUAAAUGUUGUGGCCUGGUCUCCAUGUGGACAAUAUUUGGCAGCUGGAAGCAUCGGUGGCUAUAUAGUCAUUUGGAAAGUGGAAACCCAAGAAUGCCUGGAAAGGGUGAAACAUGAAAAAGGUUACACCGUUUGUGGUCUGGCAUGGCAUCCCAAAGGUGGCCAGCUUGCUUAUACAGAUACAGAAGGAAAUCUUGGACUACUUGAGAAUGUCUGUGAUGUAGAAAAGAAGAAAUCAAUCCCUAAGGCACCCAAUUCUUCUAUCAAAAGCUACGAUGAUCUUUUUGAUGAGGAUGACAAAGAGGACUUUCUGAAUAGGGAUUUCAGUGAGGAUGACUGGGGCUCUAAGGCAGCAAGAAAUGAUGAAGAUGAAGAUGACUUUAAGAUGGCGUCGGGACGUCCCAGAAACCGAGGCGCAAUAAUAGAAGAUGAUGAGAACUCUCUAGAUACUGGAUUGCUGAAAGCUAAUUCUGCCCUUGAUAAGGAGCAAGAAGAGGAUGAUUUGGACAAUUUUCCAGUUCAGCCACUGCCAUCUGACCAGAGGCUGCUCUACAGUGGGCCAUUGCCAACUCCUCGGCAAAAGCCAUUCCAAUCUGGUUCUACCCCAACACACCUCACUCACCGCUUCAUGGUAUGGAAUUCUGUGGGUAUUAUUCGCUGCUAUAAUGAUGAACAAGACAAUGCUAUUGAUGUCGAAUUCCAUGAUACCGCAAUACAUCAUGCAAUGCAUUUGCCAAAUAAUUUGAAUCACACAAUGGCAGAUCUUUCCAGUGAAGCUAUUUUAUUGGCCUGUGAGAGCACAGAGGAACUAGCAAGCAAGCUAUAUUGCAUCCAUUUCAACUCCUGGAAUUCUAACAAGGACUGGACUGUUGAUAUGCUGCAGGAUGAAGACAUUGAAGCUGUUUGUUUGGGACAGGGCUGGGCUGCAUGCGCCACCAGUUCUCUUCUGCUUCGUGUCUUCACCAUUGGCGGAGUUCAGAAAGAGAUUUUCAGUUUCCCUGGACCUGUGGUGUCGAUGGCAGGACAUGGAGAGCAGCUGCUGGUGGUCUUUCACAAAGGCACUGGAUUUGAAGGGGAUCAGUGUCUUGGAAUUCAGCUUCUAGAACUUGGGAAAAAGAAAAAACAAAUUUUACAUGGUGAAUCUCUUCCUCUUUCCAGGAAAUCCUAUUUAGCAUGGGUAGGAUUUUCAGCAGAAGGUACUCCUUGUUAUGUGGAUUCUGAGGGUAUUGCACGAAUGCUGAACCGAAAGCAUGGUAAUAUUUGGACCCCAGUCUGUAAUACAAGGGAGCACUGUAAAGGGAAGUCAAACCAUUACUGGAUUGUUGGCGUUCAUGAAAACCCUCAGCAGCUCAGAUGCAUUCUUUGUAAAGGAGCUCGUUUUCCAGCUACGCUUCCCCGUCCUGCGGUAUCAGUGCUGCCAUUUAAGCUCCCUUUUUGUCAAACUACAACAGAUAAGGGUCAAAUGGAGGAGCAAUUCUGGCGCUCAGUCUUGUUCCACAAUUAUUUAGACUAUUUAUCUCAAAAUGGAUAUGAAUAUGAUGAAAGUGUGAAAGGCCAGGCAAUCCAAGAGCAGCAGAAUCUCCUGAUGAAAAUGUUUGCAUUAUCUUGCACACUGGAACGUGAAUUUCGCUGUAUGGAGCUUGCUGAACUCAUGACACAAAAUGCCACGACCUUAGCUAUCAAAUAUGCUUCUCGCUCGCGGAAGCUAAUUCUUGCCCAGAAACUCAGUGAACUUGCCGCUGAGAAGGUCUCAGAGCUGGCUUCUGCUGAAGAGUAUGCUGAGCAAGAAGAGGAAGAAGAGAAGCAACAGCCGGAUUUUAGAAACCACCUAAAUGCUGGGUACAGUAACAGCCCCACAGAAUGGAGUUGUGCUCAAGAAAGAAACAUUCAAUGCCAGCAAAAUAUGGAGACCCACGAAGAGGAUGAGGAGAAAGUGAAUGCCCUUCAUGAGGCAAAAUCUAGCUCUCCCACGCUGCAUGGAAAUACAUCUGCUUCAAAGUCUGCUGUCACUGCAUCUAACAACUCAAUACGAGUAAAUCCUUUUAAGGUAUCCAGUAGCCAAAAAGAGGCAUUUGUUCACUCGCCCAAUAUUCUGGAUAACCUGACAAGGCUGCCUAAGAAAAAUCCCACAAUGAAUGGUCAAGGAGUUCCAAACAAGAAUAGUCCAAUCAUCAAACCGUUGAUGCCCAAGCCCAAGUCAAAGCAGCCUGCAGCAACUGCAUUUUUCCAACCCCGAGCACUUACUACUGAAAAGAAAGUCAGAGAAAAUAGAGAGGACAAAAAUGACACUGUACAAUCUGAACUUCAAACUGUGACUGAGAACAAAGAUAAUAAAAGGCCAAAGACUGGGUUCCAGAUGUGGCUAGAAGAGAACAGAAGCAGUAUUUUAUCAGAUAAUCCUCAUUUUGAAGAAACAGAAAUAAUAAAAGAAGGCAUGGUUCGAUACAGAGGUUUAUCUGCUGAGGAAAGGAUGGUUUGGACGGAGAAAGCCAAAGGUAGAGAAACCAGUGAUCCAUCUGAAGGGAAAAAGCGAAAGCGCCCAGAGGAUGUUAACAAUAAAGAGCAAGAAGGCCAAGAACAAAACUCGGAAGAGGAUGUGGGCUCUGUUAAAAAAUCCAAAGGAUUCAACCAGUCUACCUUUGCAAAACUCUCAACAUUUGCAUAUAAGCGGAGUUAAAAGAAAUAUUUUACUUGUCGAUAUUAGCCUGUAGUAUUUAAAACUGUCCCAACAGAUGGAUGAAGACUGUUCCCCUAAGGAAAUGUGCUUCUGUUUUGAACAUUCAAGAAAAGGAAGUUUGUGGAAUCAUGGCUAUGAAGAUAUGCAGAAUACAUGGAUUUAGGAAUGGAGGUUCAUAUUCUGGAGCAAGGUGACCUAUUCUGAAGCUCUGUGAAACCUUCUGUUCCUGUGCAAGCACAUCCUUGAUGGCUGUAUGGCUGAAGUUAUAGCUUAUCUAGGUUGUGUUGGAUAGUUAGUAAUCUAAUUAGCCUUUAUAGAUCUGAAGGUGUUACCGUUGUGACUGUAGAAUGGGUUCCAACUGAUGUAUGUUUGUGACCUAAAGCCAGGUAUUCUCUAAAUUGCUCCUUCAGAUACCACGUGUGGGUAGUGCUUUAUAGGACACUAAAGCAAGAGAGGGCAGAAUGGAGCACGUGGAGGAGGAGACAUGUGACUCAGGAGAUGAACUGUGUGCUAACUUGAUACCAAGUUCCAGUUUGUUUUCUCCAUUUCCUCCAGGCCCAGCAUAUAACAAGGAUUGUUAUUUUAUCUGCCUCGUCAGCUGAACGUAAUAAUGGAGCCAGCUCAUUAUUUCCUUGCCAUUCAAGUUAAACCCUCCAAUGGUUUGUGUCAUUCAACUUCCAUUCUAAAAAAAUCCAUAAAGAAUGGAUUUUAGUUACCUUGAUUCAGACUCCCACCAGACUGAUAUCUGCCAUAUAAGUCAUAUUCCACUCCCAGGUAGCAUUGUAUUCUAGAAGUUAAAUCAAAGCCCAAUUUAUGGGAGGAUCCUAGCCCCUGGCAUUAAACGGUGUCCUUUAGUUCUGUGUAGUAAACUGAAAAAUCCCAGGCUCAGACUAUUGUGCCAUUGUUCUCCACAUCUUAUAAUGUUUUAUUUUUAUGUUACUGGUGAUUUUAAAUAAAGCAAGAACCUUUUUUA